Molecule: messenger RNA, 6248 nt
Organism: Trachemys scripta elegans
Lineage: Eukaryota; Metazoa; Chordata; Testudines; Emydidae
Product: gastrula zinc finger protein XlCGF52.1-like
Exons: 4
Coding region: 455-1582 (375 amino acids)
Biological process (GO): negative regulation of transcription by RNA polymerase II; regulation of cytokine production; regulation of immune system process
Cellular component (GO): nucleus
Molecular function (GO): DNA-binding transcription factor activity, RNA polymerase II-specific; RNA polymerase II transcription regulatory region sequence-specific DNA binding
Source: RefSeq, a predicted model, not a curated record
CUCUUCCUGUCUCUGCAGCUGGGAUAAAUUCACACGGCCAGAUAAGUAUCUUCAGUCACCCCAGCUCCCUCCCCUUGACCCUCAGGGCGAGGCCGGUUGUGUCAGAGACACACACCGCUUCCCUCCUCUCUCGCACCCGCACCGAGAAACCCCAAACCGCAGGGGAAGCCGGGCUUGCACGGGUUGCUGACAGCCAGGAACCAUCGGGCCGGGAAAUUUUCCCGGGGAGGCCCUUAGUGGGGCACCACCGGAGCCGAUUCCUGUCCCCGAGGCUGGGCUGAGCUGAGCUGCGGCUGCGGGCGCCCGGAUCUCAUUAUGCUGGGCUAUCUGUAUAUCCUAUCCCAAUGCCACAGUCUAGCUCCUCUGACUUGGAAAAUGCAGUUCAUUUGACCCUGAAUCAAUAAAGGAAGGUAAAACUGGAUUUCCAGUCCUCGAACUUCCUGUGAUCUCCUGGAUGGAGCAAGAGGAAGAGCCGUGCAUCCUGGAUAUCCAGGGCUCCGAGGAAAGGGAGAUCCAGAGAGACACACCCACAGGUGACAGGGCGGCAAGUGAGGAUGAGGUGAAUCCUCAGCAGGAAGUGGAGCCGUGUGGGACGGUCUCGGGGCUUGUUCCAGCCUGCCAGAGCCAGGGUGGACCAGGGAGGCUGCGUGUGAACCCUCCGAAGAUGAGGCGUCGCCGGUCUGCCCACCGUGAGAGGGGAUUCAUCAACCUGCUGGGCAUCCUGGAGCCCCGGCGCCCGGCAGACAAGCCCUACCGGUGCACAGAGUGCGAGAAGAGCUUCAGCCAGAGCUCGAAUCUCAUCGAGCACCAGCGGAUCCACACGGGCGAGCGCCCCUUCACCUGCAGCGAGUGCGAGAAGAGCUUCAGCCGCAGCUCCACCCUCAUCGAGCACCAGCGCACGCACACGGGCGAGAAGCCCUACACCUGCCCCGAGUGCCAGCGCAGCUUUAGCCGCAGCUCCACCCUGACCGAGCACCAGCGCACCCACACCGGGGAGACCCCUUUCCACUGCCCCGAGUGCGGCAAGAGCUUCAGCCGCACCUCCAACCUGGUGAAGCACCUGCGCACCCACACGGGCGAGAAACCCUACGGCUGCAGGGAGUGCGGCAAGCGCUUCAGCCUCAGCUCCAACCUCAUCAAGCACGAGCGCACCCACACCGGGGAGAAGCCCUUUGCCUGCGGGGAGUGCGGCAAGCGCUUCAAGAAGAAGACCCACCUGGUGUCCCACCACCGCACCCACACCGGGGAGCGGCCCUACGAGUGCACGGAGUGCGGCAAGCGCUUCAGCCAGAGCUCCACCCUCAUUGAGCACCAGCGCAUCCACACCGGCGAGAAGCCUUUCCGCUGCCCCGACUGCGGGAAGUGCUUCUGCGUCAGCUCCAACCUCAUCAAGCACCAACGCAUCCACACCGGAGAGAAGCCCUACGGCUGCAGUGCCUGUGGGAAGAGCUUCCGCUACAAGCCCCAGUUCACCCGCCACCAGAAGCUGCACCAGGGGGACGGGGAGGAGCCAGUGGCCGUCCUGACCCUGGGACCCUGGGCUACAGCAGCCCCGCUCAUACAGAUCACGGAGACUGUUUAAAGCGGGCAAGCUCCCACCCCGGGGAUGAGGGGGAUCAGGGACUAGAGUCAGCGUGUGGUUGAGCUCUGUUAGGCCAAGCGCAGAGCUGGAAUUGACGUGUGUUUCUCCAAGCUGUUUGGCCCAGCUCUGAUUCACUUGCAGCUGGAGUUUCUCUGAUUCCUGUUUUAAGAAUAUGGGAAUUCCUGAUGGGCUCGUCUAGCUCCGCAUUCUUCCCCCAACACUCCCGCGCAGACCGACGUGGUAUUCCUCCUCCUGCUUCGCUACAUCUAACCCUGUAUCCCCACUCCUUGCUAUUCCACAUCAGACUAAUGGGCCCAUCUAACCUGAUACGCCUUCUUCCCUGCUUCCCCAGAUCAGAUCAAUAGGUCUGUCUAGUCAGUAUCAUCCCCCUUUCCUGGUGGAUCAAAAUAUCUGAAAGUUUCCCAUUCAGCUCCCUGCUGCCCCAAGUCAGCCCGAUGGGACUGUCUAGCCCAAUAUCCCCCCUACUCCUUGCCAUGUUGGAUCAGACUAAUGGGCCCAUCGAGCCCAAUAUCUCCCACGCCCAUCCCUGCAGCACCAGUUCAGACUACUGGUCCAUCUGGUCCAGUAUCCUACCUCCAAGAGUGGCCAAUGCUAGAUGCUGCAAAGGAAAUGUUGAAUGCACUUCACUCUGCUGUGUACCAUUGAGGGAGAAAGCAGUUCCUUCCGGACUGCAACUGGCUCUCGGCUUCCAUGAUGGAUCAUGAGGGUCAAAUGUCCUUGACGUUUCAGUGUUUAUCCUGUCCAUUGUCACUGCAGGUGCUAUUCUUAUUCCUACAAACAUCAAAUCCUUAUUUUUUUUAAUGAUUUAGUGAGAUACUUGCCUCCAUAAUAUCCUGCUGCAGGGAAUUCCACAGGUUAACAAUAUCACUUUCUAUUGCCAUUCCCUGUCAAUACAGCGGAGGAAAUCCCGCAAAGCAGGCCAAGUCCUUUGGAAGGCUGUUGUUUCUUAGGUCUUGACUACAAUUAGUUUGCGGCAGCAGGGUGUCAGUCUACUCUGUGCUAGCCUGCCACGGACUAGCUGUCCCUGUGGACCUUACUGACACGUAUUAGUAGUUCAUUAAUGCACUUUGAUCUAGUUCAAUUUCAAAGAAGACUUUCUGCCAACAUUUAGUCUGCAGCAAGCUAGUGUGGAGUCGAUUCACAACCCAGCUUGCCACAAACUAAAUGUUCGUGUAGACAAACCCUUAGACUGGACAGCAAGUUCUUGAGCUGGCAGCCUCCACUCUUACAGGAUCUGGACAGGCAUCUGAGGCCUAAUGCCACUGCAAAAGGAGCAAAUGUCUGGAAGAUCAGAGGUUGAGUGGAACCCCCCCCCCCCCACUAGAAUCUAAAAACAUUCUAGUUAUUGCAAGAGGUGGGGACCUUGAGUAGGUAGCAUGGCUUGAAGCCAUCACCAUUUGAUGGUAUAGGAGUCCCUUACAUGGAACGACUUGAUUGGGUCUCAGUCUUGUUCUUAGCAGGAUGGGUGUGUCUGCCACAAAAUCGCCAUUACAUUGGCACUAAGUAGCUCCGUUGUUGGCAGUAAGGCUAAAGCCUGAAAAGGGGCCGAAUUCACCUUUGCCCCUUAUGGAGGCAGUAUCGUAAUAUGAGGCACAAAGGCGUUGUGUGUCCCUGUGCUACCCAUUCGGGGGGAUAUGCCAAGAGCUUCGGUCUGGUGCCCUCCAUUUUGUCUUGUUUCAUCCAAACUGGCUGGAGCAGGAUGUGGCCACGGCUCACAAAGCUGCGGGGAGCGAGGCAGGGAUGCCAGAGGGCAGAAGGAGCGUUUCAGAUUCCAGCUCGGACUGGGAUCCCCAGGAGCUCAGGAGAGACCAGGAGACUCAUUGCUUCUCCUGGGAAAUUGGAUGGAGUGAUUUGUUAAGACAAGUGUCCUCUUGUCUUCUAGACAUCAGCCACUGGGGGAAAUAAACCAUCUUCCUGUCUCAGAUGGUUAGACUAGAUGACCCUUGUGGUCCCUUCCAACCCUGUGGUUCUGUGAUUCUAUUUUUUUGGACAAACCCACAGGCACCUGCCAAGAUGGAGCAAGUAGAAAGGUUUUUGCCUGUACACUGCACUGGUUCUGUCCCCCUCCAAGGCUAAGAACGUGGUGCAUGACUGGGCAGAGGAUGCUGAUGCUAUGUGAGAGCCAAGGGAGCCUGUGAACUAUGGGGAGAUGGAUUUGAUCUGGACAGAUGUCUCUCUAUUUCCCCCCCCCCCUUUUUUUUUUACUGUAAAGCGUGGGAAUUAAUCUCUAUUUGAAUGGGGGGGGAAGAGUGGUAGUGGGGAGUGCCUGAAUGUUGAGGUCACCUAAUGGCUCUCUUCAGCGACUGCAGAAUCUCAGUUGCCUCCUGGACCUUCAGCCUGUAGGUCACUAAUGCAAAUCCGCCUAGGACAGUUGCAGUUAGCAUUCCGUUGACCCCUCGUAUGAAACGAGUCUGUUGAGCCUCGGUCUGCUUCCCAGCAGGCGAGCCUCCACGUCCCUUAAUCACCAGCACUAAUCCUUAGCUGAGGCUGAGGACUAAAUGGACCACAGGGACUGAGCUCCCUUCUUGUUCUCCGCCCCCAAGACAUCCCUUCAAGGCAGGGUUGAACCCGUUCUGGGAGUACACAGAGGAUCCAGCCUCCAGGGCAGGGUGAGGCACAGCGGAAGGGGCACAGGAUGCGUGUAUUGGGCAAGCUCCAUCUCACACUUCCCAGGCUCCUGUGAACAUACCUAGAGAAUCCAGUCUCCCAGGGCACCUUUCCCUGGGAUUAAAUUCACACCCAAAUAUAAACUCAAUAUUAUUUUUAAUAAAGCAAAAUGGAAACUAGGGAUAAUUCAAAGAGGUUGCUUCUGACAGGAGUUAGCCCUGUGAUUCUGGAGUGAUGAGCGCAAAGGUAGGUAGGUAGGUAGACAGGAGGUGACUCUUAGUGUAGGCUUUACUGUAUAUGGUUGCAAACCCCUGUAUUAAGAGGGAUUACUAUAUUAGACUCUUAAUGGUUAUAAAGACAACAUUCUUAGGCGCUUGAUUGUGGUGUUACAUUGCCAUAUAGACUAGUUCUUACGUGUUUUUACAGACCUACUUUGAGAUAAUGUUACAGCUGAGAUUUUAAUUCUCACACAAAAGCCAGGUUGAAAUUCAAAGCAAAGCUUUUGAUCCUGAGUAUUAACUCUACUCAUUAGGAAUAGACACUAGAAUAGGGUCCUUCCGUUACUAUGAUGGAAAAGAGGGGUGGUCUGAGCAGAGGACUGGAUAUCACGAUUCCUGGGUUCUGAUCUCAGCUCGAUGAGAGGAGUGGGAUCUAGUGGUUACAGUGUGAGGGGAAGGAGGGAGAAUUGGAAAUCAGGAUCCCUGGAUUCUAUUUCUAGCUCUGAGAAGGGAAUAGAGUCUGGUGGUUAGAGCUAGGGGGUAGCAGGAUCAAGAUUCCUAUGUUGUAUUUCCAGUUCUGUUACUGACUUGCAGUGUGACUUCAGAGGACAUAUCUCAACUGAGUUAUUCCUGAUUUACACCUGUGUAAGUGAGAGCAGAAGCAGACGCAGAGACCUUGCGAUUUGAUUCAUGCAAUGCACAGUUCUUUAUAUUCCGUUCUCAAAACACCGGAACAUCCAGUUCCUCACUAAAUAUUCUGGGUAGUACAGUCCAACACGCAUUUCCUAAACUAAAGAGUACUGUAAAUAGACCUAUGAUUAGAGGACAUUCCAAACACUAGAUGGACAAAUUGCUACAUUACUUAGGGUCCAUAGGCAGUGACACAAAUGGCAACCUGAUAUUAAAGCGGGGAAACAUUGCAUAUCCAUUGUGGUAAUGAUUUAGCACAUAGUGUCGUUUAGCAGAAUGCCAUGGGAAAUGACCCAGUGUUGAGUGAUUAUGUAAUAAAGGAUCAUACUGUUUAAUUUGAUAAAUUGGGGGCUCUUACCUGACCACAUCAGUCUGGCUCAUUCUGUCCAGUUCUGUUUUGUAAAUGUAACAGAUUUUCUUUUUGUGAAUUUUAAUAUAAACUAUGCUGACUUCUUGUUGGCUAGCCAGAUUGCACAUGCAGUACUGCCAACCCUAAGUGUUCAAAGUCCAUGAAUCAGUGUCCUCCAUCCCCCAAAAGAUAGGCUUAAAAACUCAUGACUUUUUUAAACAUGAGAAAUUUGUGGUUCUUUUUCUUUGCUUUCUUUGAGCCUUUAGAGGCCACCUUUUCACACUUUUCUCUGUAUCCACAAGGGCUAGAAACUUAUUUUUUGGAAUGAAGCCUGAGAUUUUUUACAUAGGCAGAUAAGUUCAGGAGUUGCGAUGCUAAGAAAAACAACAAGUAUUGUGUGACUUGCGAUAAAAUCACAAGAGCUGACAACACUACAUACAUGAAACAUCCACUAUAUGAAUCAAUCUAACUCCAAAACCACUUGAGAUGCUUAUGAUAACACAGGGGAUUUAGCUUUAACUGUCACUACUAGUAGGGCUAAUCUCUCUGUGCGUUGGUCACUGUAGGACUCCUAUGUCAGAGAUGCUCUUGAAUCCAUUCAUUAAAUCAAAUGUUACUGUGUCGUUUUGUGUUGGCAGACAUAACUCAGGUUCUCCGCUCUUGUGUCUCUGAUUGUUUUGUACUGACCGUAUUCCUGCUUAACUGCUCCUGUUUUCUUUCUUUCUUGUAAAACAUCAGUAGACUGUCACCGAAAAUAAAUGUGAAAGUCCCUGAAAUGUCA